Dendroctonus ponderosae (mountain pine beetle) is the source of this 3187-nucleotide messenger RNA. Its product is annotated as glutamate receptor ionotropic, kainate 2. The coding region runs from base 263 to 3019 and encodes 918 amino acids. The record is from RefSeq and is a predicted model, not a curated record. The transcript has 17 exons. Gene Ontology annotation, molecular function: glutamate-gated receptor activity; transmitter-gated monoatomic ion channel activity involved in regulation of postsynaptic membrane potential. Gene Ontology annotation, cellular component: plasma membrane; postsynaptic membrane. Gene Ontology annotation, biological process: synaptic transmission, glutamatergic; monoatomic ion transport; modulation of chemical synaptic transmission. NCBI's taxonomy places the organism in Eukaryota, Metazoa, Arthropoda, Insecta, Coleoptera, Curculionidae.
GCAACGACCUGGUAGUUAAGUUUGGCUUAUAAUUAUAGCAAAAAUUAAUUAGCGGCUUGACAGUCUGGGGCUAUUUUUAUAGACGAUAGAAAAAUUAUUGGCUAAGCACCAGACCUAGGCACUCAAAAUAUUUCCUAUGUUUAAUAAGCAAGUUUGUAAAGUAUUGCAACUAUUUGAAAGGACGAUGCAACAAAUUUAAUCGGCAGCCUUUAGUUUAUUUUAUUUCUAUUGGUUUCUCAGAUUUUAAUUAAACUGGAAAUUGAUGGGUGUCUACGGAGUUUUGUGGGUGUUUUGUUUUGUGUGGCUCUUUUGUCUCGGAUUCACCAAAGACAGAAUUAACGUCGGCCUAAUUACCGAUGAUAAUGAAGCACUAGGAGAUAUCAACUGGAAUAUGUUGAUAAACGAAAUUGGCAAUGAGGAUGAGGUUGAAAUUCAAAACAUCAACUUAUUGGAAAAUGAUUUUCUAAGAUCAAUGGAUUCCUUUUGCCAAACUGCUCUUGAUGAAAACGGACUAGCAGCAGUAUAUGGAAUUGAGGGUAGGGAUAUAUCGAGUACUUUGGAAGCCAUUGCAAGCCAUUUGGCUGUACCUUAUAUAAUAACUGGCUGGACACCAAGAGAAUUAAAGGCUUUCGACACCACAUUCAACAUAUUUCCUGAAGCAAGUUUAUUAUCUCAGGGCUAUGCAGCGUUAGUGGAAAGUUUGAACUGGGCUUGUUUUGCUAUUGUGUACGAAAAUGAAGAAAGCUUAAUUAGAUUGCAGGAUGUGAUGAAAAUUGAAAAGUAUAGUACUGAUAAUUCUAAAAACGCUAUAACUUUAAAACAACUUCCGGAAAAUGGCGACAUCAGACCAAUAUUGAAAGAAAUUAGACAAUCGGGAAUAAAUAGCAUAGUGCUAGAUUGUAGCACAGACAAAAUCCAUAAUGUUCUUUUGAACGCAAAGGAAGUUAAUCUAAUGGACGAUUUGAAUACAAACAUAUUCUUAACGUCACUGGACGCACAUAUUCUGGAUUACAACAUGUUCGAAAGCUCAGCCAACAUUACUACAGUGCGGCUAUUUAAUCCUGACCAAUUGGACGGAAAGGACAUUCUCAAGUAUUAUUCACAAAAUCACAUUUCCACUUUCACAGUGAAAACGGCUCUCAUGCUAGAUGCAAUGCUUUUGCUUGCGAAAUCAUUUCAAGCUAUUAAAUCAACACAUGCUGACGGGGAAAUUGUUUACGAGCCAUUAUUUUGUAACGCUUCUGAAAAAUACAACGAUAAAUAUGGCUUAGUGUCGGCGCUGCAGGAGACUGUUCUAAAUGGUGUUACCGGCGAAAUUAACCUAAGAAACGGGAAACGUGAGACAUUUGAUUUGGAAGUUUUGGAGCUAUACAAAACCCGUAAAACGAUAGCACUUUGGAGUUCAACUGAAGUGCAAAAAAUAGUCCUGACACAAAAUGCCACUGAACGGCAAGCUGAAUUGCAAAAACGUCUUCAGAGCCAUAAUUUUGUGGUAGCGUCCAGAGUGGGUGAACCAUACCUUUUUGAACGAAAAGAUACAGAAUUGCAAGGGAAUGCCAGAUAUUAUGGUUAUUCUAUGGAUUUGAUUAGCGAAAUUGCCAAGAUCAUGAACAUCACCUUCAAAUUACAAAUUACUAAAGAUAAUCUGCAUGGAAAUUUAGUAAAGGAUCUCAUGGAAAGGAGAGCAGACUUAGCCAUUUGUGAUUUCACAAUAACACCGCAACGAAGAGCAGACAUUGACUUUAGUAUGCCAUUCAUGUCUUUAGGAAUAGGAAUUCUUCAUAAAAUGGAAGGAGGAGAAGAAGAAGCAAAUUUGUAUGGUUUCCUAGGACCAUUGUCUACAGUAGUGUGGCUAUAUAUUGGGCUACUGUAUAUAUUCAUGUCAUUUAUAUUGGUUCUCAUAGCCAGAAUGUCCACGAAAGAUUGGGAAAAUCCUCAUCCAUGCGAUCAAAAUCCUGCGGAGCUGGAAAACAUCUGGAAUCUGAAGAAUUGCUGCUGGUUAACGUUGGGUUCUAUCACUACCCAAGGGUGUGAUAUAUUGCCUAAAGGAGGGUGCAGUCGAAUAGCUACAGCAAGUUGGUGGUUUUUCUCUCUUAUCAUAACAAGCUCUUACACAGCUAAUUUGGCAGCAUUUCUGACAAUGUCCAAGCAAGAUGACUCUAUUAACAAUAUUGAAGAACUAGCCGCACAAUCCAAAGUAAAAUAUGGUUGUUUGCCAAACGGGGCAACUGCUAGCUUUUUUCAAUAUUCCAACGACUCAUUAUACCAACGGAUAUGGAAUACCAUGAUUAAUGAAAAACCUUCUGUAUUUGAAGACACCAACUUAAAAGGAGUUGAAAGGGUUUUAUCGACUAAAAAUGCACUGUAUGCGUUUUUCAUGGAGUCAACCGGAAUUGAGUAUGAAAUGGAAAGAAAAUGUGAUCUAAAAAAAAUUGGCGACUUGCUCGAUUCCAAGUCCUACGGAAUCGGCAUGCCAAUGAAUGCUGAGUAUCGACACGAAGUAAAUGCCGCUGUUUUAAAUCUUCAGGAAACAGGAAAAUUAGUCGAACUGAAAGAAAAAUGGUGGAAGCAAGAGCGACCAGGAGAACCAUGUCCGAGCACCGUUCCGGUUAACACCGACGCUAUGGCACUAGAAAACGUUGGAGGAGUGUUUAUUGUCUUGGCAUCUGGAAUAGGAAUAGCAUUUGCUAUAGCUAUACUAGAAUUUUUAUGGAAUGUCUAUAGUAUCGCAGUCGAAGAACAUAUUUCGUACUUUGAAGCAUUGAAAAUUGAGUUGAAAUUUGCCUGCAAUAUAUUUGUGACACAUAAAAGAUCAAAACCAUUACUCUCAGGAUCUUCUUCUUCAAAUACCGUUAAUGUAGAAGACAGCAAAUCAAAUCAAUGUAUUCUGACUGGAGCGGGCACAUUUCUGAAUAUAAACACUACUAUUCUAAAUCGAAUUGGGUCAACUGCAAAUCUGAAUCAAACCGAAUCCAAUUCUGCUCAUAGUAGGAAGUCAGGAUCUAAAUCUAACAGUUAACUGAAAAUGUACAAAAUAAAUACGUAGUGGUUCUAUAUUUUAUUAUAGCUGCAUAUACAAUGUAUUUUGGCGAAUUAUGUUCCUUUAUGCCUUAAAUAUUUUUUUUUAGUUUGUAAUCAUUUGUGACACCUGUAAUAGAACAAAUAAAUUAAUGUUACAAGUUGCAAA